AUCAGCAGGAAAUACUUCCUGAAACCUAAAGCUACAGUUCAUCUCUGAGCUGCAAACAAGCAUGGAGAGGGGUAAGAGAAGCAGCACACGGAUGUCUGGAAAGAAAAAACAUCAAGAAGACGACCCAGGGAGGGUUCUUAAGGCUGCAGCAUCCACAUCGGAGCCUUAGCAAACACAAACCAACAGAGAUCUUAGUCUGGUUGGACAAGAAGAAGUUCUACCGAGCUUCGGCAAGCAGAAACAAGAGACUAUGGAACUGAAAGGUGAAGAAAAUGAAGUCAGGAUCAACCCCACUGCUGAAACUGUGAAAACUGAAGAUGACGAAAAGAAACUUGAGUCUUCGCUGCUUAAUCAAGUCAAAAUUGAAGAAGAUGUGAAGACAGAACCUUCAACCAACAGCUCUACUCGGCAGAUAAAAACAGAAGGAGACCACUGUGGUGGACUGGAUCCAGAUAAUAACUCUGAUCCAAAUAAUAACUUAAAAUUAAAUUCAAUUGAAAAUGAUUCACCAUCUUCAGAAACUGAUGUAAGCAGCAACGAAUCUGCCGGUUCUGGAUCUGAAACAAAAAUCAAAGCCUCGAAGCAGACCAUUGUACUUGAGCCAGGUGAUGAGAAAAAUGUAGCCAGUAAAACUGCUGCAAUAUCCUUCAGCUGCUCCGAGUGCGGUAAACAGUAUCGCCACAAGUGGUCCCUUAAGAAGCACCUGGGGGUCCACUCUGGGGAAAGGCGUUUUCUCUGUAAAAAUUGCUGUGAAACCUUUAGCGAAUAUGUGCAACUGAGGACACAUAUGAAAAUACAUGCAGAUGAGAAACCUUUUCUCUGUGAUAUUUGUGGUAAAGGUUUUCGCAGAAUGGGCGAUCAUAAGGCACAUCUUAGAGUUCAUGCUGAAGAAAAGCCACUCACUUGUAGCAAAUGUGGAAAAGGAUUUUAUUACCAGAUGAACCUUAACAAACACAUGAAGGUCCACAGAGACAAACCUUUCAGCUGUGAUCUGUGUGGUAAAACAUUUAAUGUUAAAUCACGUCUUAGGAUGCACAUGCAAAACCACACUAAAGACAAACCGUUUAGCUGUGGGGACUGUGGGAAAAGUUUCAAUUUUAAGUCACUCCUAAAGACUCAUAUGAUCACCCAUUCUGUAGAGAAACCUUUCAGUUGUGAUGUUUGUGGCAAAAGGUUUCGUGCAGAAGAGCAUCGUGAGACACACAUGAGAAUCCACACUGGAGAGAAACUUUUUGACUGCGGUUUUUGUGGUAAAAAAUUUCUCCGCAGCGCAAAUCUUAAGACGCACAUAAGAAUCCACACAGGAGAGAAACCGUUUAUUUGCGAUUUUUGUGGCAAGAGUUUUAAUUCACAAGGGAGUCUUGUGAAUCAUAUGGUGGUCCAUGCAGCUGAGAAACCUUUUGCUUGUGAUGUUUGUGGGAAAACAUUUCGCCGACCAGUAGAGCUUAAAAUACACACGAGGGUGCACACGGGCGAGAAGCCGUUUGGAUGUGAUAUCUGCGGAAAACAGUUCAGUCAAAGCUCACAUGCUAAGAUACAUAUAAGAAUGCACACAGGAGAAAAAUCAUGUGCUUGUCAUGUUUGUGGGAAAGCUUUUUGCGAGCGAGGGUCUCUUUCGCAGCAUAUGAGAGUCCACACAGGAGAAAAACGAUUUACCUGUAAUGUCUGUGACAUGCAUUUUAAUCGCAAGUAUAAGCUAACAACUCACAUGAAAACACAUGUAGAAAUUCAGUCUGAUGCAGGAAAAUCUAACCAAACUGGCUCAUAAUGACAAACUUGUGUUUGUGUCAUUUUGUAGCUGUCUGAAUGUGGAUUUUUUUUUUAAUUUGGCUUCCAUUAUGUUUAAAAUAUUAAUGAGUUAUCAUGCCCUCAGGGUAUUUUCAAUAGAUAAAUUUUUCAGAUGGACAAAAACCUACUUCCCCUGUUAGAAGGUUUUCCCUCCAGGCAUUGCCUCAAUGCUGUGCUCAAAUAUUGGACACCACAUUGAAAAAUCUGCAUCACCUGUAUAUUUAAAACUAAACCAGCCAACACUUCUAAUAAUAUUUAAUAAUUUAUUUAUAUAUUCUGCUGCAUGCUGUUCGAGUAGGAAUAAUCUUUUUUGGAUGCUUUCAACAGUGAAAUCAAAGGUGUGUAAGAUUAGACCUUCUAUGAUGUUCAGGCUGGAGUCCGAGGCAUUUACAGACAGACUGGGAGAUGUUCAUAUUUUCAUUGAGAGGUAGUUGACAUAAUUGGAAUUGGAAUUUAAAAAUUAGUGGGGAAAUUGGGAUUGAGUGCUUUGGAGAUAAAAUUGGCAGUGAAAAGGGCUGAGAUGUCUUGGACACGUGAAGAAGUGGGGCAGUGGAUAUAUUGCAUAAAUGAUGUGAAAGGUGAAAACAGUGAGUACAUAAAGGGUUUCAUAAAUUAUCUUAAAAUCUGAAAAAGUAUGAAUUUACCUAUCAUUUUCCAGAUCAGGAUAAAUGUGAAAUGGAGAAUGGAAAAAAUGUUUGAGUUUCCAGGGUUCAAUUCUUGUUCUGUUAUACUCAAUUUCCAAAGUAUGACACUUACUGGUUUAAAAUGAAUUUAUAUCCAUUUUGUUGAAAUUGCUGCUGCUAAACUGAAUUUCUGUCAUACGUAUUGACCAGGUUGGUUUUACAGAAAAUCAAUUUUAGUUUGUUUUUAGGAUUCAGUUCCAGGAAGAAUUGGGUUUUAUCUAUUUCUUUAUUUUUUUUUAUAAGGCAUUAUAAAUUAUACCUAUUUUCAAAUAAAGAAUAUUUCAGACCAGCCAACUUAUUUGCAUGAGAGAUUUUAAACAAUUUACUGAUUUUGUGAUAGGCUGCUAGGAUCUCUGUAGAUUGCCUUUAAUUCAGCCUGAUGUUCACUUGUUAUAGGUGGCAGAACAAUAGAACAAGCUUCCCAUUUCUGUCAUUGUUUAUUUUAUCUACAGAAAUCUGAUCAGUCCUGGGACUGAAAAGCACACAAUACACCAUUUUUAAUAACUGCACACAAUAUUAUUGUCUGAUGUAAAUUUGCCUCUAGUCUCUUUUUACAACUUUACCUUUGUGUGAAUAUGCAUGGUUUUACUGAUCUCCAACCUGCUGCUGGUACACCUGAAUUUUCCCACUGUGGGACAAUAAAAUAUAAUGUUCUUUUCAA
Poecilia latipinna (sailfin molly) is the source of this 3132-nucleotide messenger RNA. RefSeq names its product gastrula zinc finger protein XlCGF57.1-like. NCBI's taxonomy places the organism in Eukaryota, Metazoa, Chordata, Actinopteri, Cyprinodontiformes, Poeciliidae. The coding region runs from base 251 to 1768 and encodes 505 amino acids. Gene Ontology annotation, molecular function: RNA polymerase II cis-regulatory region sequence-specific DNA binding; DNA-binding transcription factor activity, RNA polymerase II-specific. The transcript is spliced from 2 exons. Gene Ontology annotation, biological process: regulation of transcription by RNA polymerase II. The record is from RefSeq and is a predicted model, not a curated record.